Fraxinus pennsylvanica is the source of this 318-nucleotide messenger RNA. NCBI's taxonomy places the organism in Eukaryota, Viridiplantae, Streptophyta, Magnoliopsida, Lamiales, Oleaceae. The record is from the annotation of a GenBank genome assembly.
AUGGAAGGCUUAAUCCCAUUUCUCCUCCAUGCCAUGAAGAAACAAAGGCCUCAACAUUCUUACCGGUCCCUCUCCGAGAACUCCACCCGCAGCUACCACCUGCUCAUGGCAGCCGGAGAGUCGGUCGAGGGCUCAUCUCACCGGAGAACACGAUCGGAGUUUCAGCCACCGAGCAUCAAUUUCCUAGAGCAGCGAUCGGGCUUGGAAUACUUUUCCCACACGAAAAGUUUCAGCAAAGGUUACAAGUCCUCUCCUUCUAAUGUUGAUAAUGGCUUGAGGCAUAGGGAUCCUAUUUCUACCACUAAUUUCAAGAAGUAA